Molecule: messenger RNA, 2760 nt
Organism: Parnassius mnemosyne (clouded apollo)
Lineage: Eukaryota; Metazoa; Arthropoda; Insecta; Lepidoptera; Papilionidae
Source: the annotation of a GenBank genome assembly
AUGGCUUACAUCGGAAAUGUACCGAACUUUGACUAUAAAAAUAGUGAGUGGUCGAUUUUUAAAGGAAAAUUGACGCAAUUUUUCAAAGUCAAUAACAUCAGUGGAGAUAAUAAAAGUGCAAUACUUAUAGCAAACUUCUCGGAUGAAACCUAUCGACUCGUACGUAACCUUGCGUACCCACGCGAGAUAGCUACGCUAAGUUACGGAGAACUGGUCGAAUUACUCGAUAAGCACUUUGAGCCAAAGCACAGUUCUUUCGUAGACAAAGCAAGAUUCUACGGAGCGACAAGAAACCCAGGCGAGCCAUUAGGAGAAUGGGCGGCGCGACUACGAGGCCUUGCAAGUUAUUGCAACUUUGGUACCGCCUUAGAAACGGUUCUGUUGGAUCGUUUCGUCCUAGGCUUGGGGACGGGCCCCGAGCGGGAUAGACUAUUCGAGCAAGAUAUUUCAAGUCUAUCUUUUGCAAAGGCUUUAGAAAUAGCUGAACAGGCAGCUUAUACGAGAGAGGCCAAGGCUCUAGUAAGCAGCGAAACAGGUAUUAACAUCAAGGAGGAGCAGGUAUAUUACUCAGCUGGCGAAUCUAGUCGUCGGAGCGGCGGGAACCGUUGGAGAAGCAGUGGGGGCAUGCAUGUAGGUGCUGCCGAUGACAGUGGAAGCAGUGGCAGUGGCAGAGCGAGUGUAUCUCGUAACGGGUGUAAAGAAGAGGUUACAAACCGUUGCGGUGUAUGUGGUUUAAAAACACAUAGUGCAGAAAAGUGCCGUUAUAGGACCUAUCGGUGUCAAAAGUGUGGUAUUAAAGGUCAUUUAAAAAAAAUGUGUAAAGUUCGCGUAAACAACAUCAAUACCGUUACGGAGGAAACUGAAUCAGAUGGAGACUGUGGGGACUGCAUGGAGUGCCGUUUGCAUAAUAUGAGGUAUGAGAUUUUGGCUCCUAUUACUGUGGUGGUGAAUAUUAGCAAUAAAAACUUCCGUAUGGAAGUGGACUCGGGAUCGGCCAUUUCAGUUAUGUCCGAACAAUUUUUUUUGCAUUACUUUCCUACCGUAACAUUGAAUUAUAAAUGUAAUAUCAGAAUAUGUGUUUAUAACGGCCAUAAAAUUACGCCUUUAGGUUAUUUCUGUACAAAGGUAAAAUAUAACGGUUUCAUGAAGCAAAUAAAUUUCUUUGUUAUAAAAAAUGGUGGGCCACCACUUUUAGGGCGUGAUUUUAUGUCUCAAUUUAAAAUUAAGUUGACAUCAGUUAAUAAUAAUAACAUUUUAGUGGACAGCUAUGAAAGUGAAGUUCAAAAUUUAUUAAAUACGUACGCGGACUUGUGGAGUAAAGAACUUGGGGCAUUUAAUAAAUUUAAAAUCACCUUGCACCUUAAAGAUAACGCGGUACCAAAAUUUUUUAAGCCACGAACUGUGCCUUUUGCUCUGAAAGACAAAGUAAAUGAAGAAAUUGACCGAUUAACACGUGCGGGCAUUCUGAUUCCGGUAAAUUACUCUAAAUAUGAGACCCCUAUCGUACCUGUAUUAAAAGAAAACGGUAAAAUAAAGAUCGCAGGUGAUUACUCAUUAACAUUAAACAAAGACCUACUAAUCGAUAAAUAUCCUAUGCCGCGCAUAGAGGAAGUCUUCGCGAAAAUAGGGGGUGGCGAGAGAUAUACGAAAAUUGAUUUGAGCAACGCUUACAAUCAGUUUAUAUUAUGCGAGGAGUCACAGGAACUUACCACCAUUAAUACAACCCGUGGCUUAUACAAAUACACCCGGCUUGUAUAUGGUUUGGCUAAUGCGCCCGCUAUUUUUCAAAGGACAUUGGAAACCCUGUUAGCAGGUAUUGAAGGUGUUAGUUGUUGGCUAGAUGACGUUUGUAUCACGGCCCCUAACAAGCAAUUACAUUUGAGCAGGUUACGUGAAGUCUUAGGUAGGCUUAAAGAUGCAGGUUUAAAAUUACAAAAAGAAAAGUGUCAUUUUUUUAAACGCAGUGUUACGUACUUAGGUUACGUCAUAAACAGACAGGGCCUUAAGACGUGUCCAAAGAAGAUUGAGUCAAUUCUAAGCAUUCCACGACCACAAAAUAUUUUAGAAGUAAAACGGUUUCUAGGCAUUAUAAAUUACUAUCGUAAGUUCAUACCUAGGGCAUCAGCCAUAUUACAUCCAUUCCAUGAACUACUCCGUAAUGAUGCAGCGUGGACUUGGAGUGAGCGUCAUGAGAAGGCGUUUAUACAAGUUAAGCGUGAACUAUCAUCAGACCGAGUGUUGACGCAUUUCGACCCGAGUGCGCGACUUGUGCUCAGUGUGGACGCGAGUCCGGCCGGUCUUGGUGCGGUGCUGGCGCAGGGCCCAGAAGGUAACGAGCGCCCACUUGCUUUCGCUUCCAGGUCUCUUACAGCCAGUGAGAGUAAUUAUAGCCAAAUACAUAAAGAGGCUACGGCUAUAAUAUUUGGCGUUAAAUAUUUCCACCAAUAUUUAUUUGGUCGAAAAGAACCUUUUGUGCUGAAAACAGAUCAUCGGCCCUUAUUAGCCAUAUUUGGUAAGAAAAAUGGAGUCUCGGUAAUGGCAGCAUCGCGCCUCCAAAGGUACGCACUAUUUUUGUCAGCAUAUAAUUAUGUGAUUCAAUACGUCUCUAGCGAUAAAAAUGUGGUAGCGGACUAUUUUUCUCGGACACCUAAUGAUAAAUGCUUAAGGGAAUCAGAUGACCACGAAAAUACGUCUUAUUUAAAGUUUUUGGAUGAUACUGUUCGAGACGGCCAAAAUGACUGUUCACAACGGCAAAAAUGA